GUACUUCCGUGUUCCCAUCAUGCCGUUUCAGAAACAUGGUGGUUGACAGGUUUUACAUCACAACAGCAUCGAUGUCAUUGCGUUUAACUAGCCGUUCGAGGGCAUAUAAUUAAGGCAAUAGUGGUGUUGAAGUGGAUCGUGCACGAUGCCGAAAUAUUACGAGGAUAAAGAGCCGGAUAACAGAGCCUGCGCCGGUAUUAGAGAAGAUUUUAAGGCCUGUCUCCUUCAGCAUGACUGCGUCGUGAAGGAGGGGAAACUGCCCAGUGAAUGUUUGAAGGAAGGUCACUGCAAAGCCCUGCAGACGUCAUUCUUUGAGUGCAAGAGGUCAAUGCUGGACACAAGGUCAAGAUUCAGAGGACAGGAAAGGAUAUUGAUGAACCAUCUGAAUGCUGAUGUUGCCACAUGGUUGAGUGAAUACUGGAUGAGCAGCAGCAAAUCAUGUGCAGCUUUAAAAUCCACAUCUGAAAGACAUGUCAAACAUGGGGGUUGCAAAUGACCAUGAGACAUGACAGAACAAUGGACAAUGACACCCAAAAGGAAAAUGAUCAACUCAUCAGUAAAAGGCAGUGCUG
Molecule: messenger RNA, 572 nt
Organism: Lates calcarifer (barramundi perch)
Lineage: Eukaryota; Metazoa; Chordata; Actinopteri; Centropomidae
Product: cytochrome c oxidase assembly factor 5
Exons: 3
Coding region: 146-496 (116 amino acids)
Biological process (GO): mitochondrial respiratory chain complex IV assembly
Cellular component (GO): mitochondrion
Source: RefSeq, a predicted model, not a curated record